UAAAUUUGUCGGAAUGGGGACACGGAGGGAAGAAUCUGGUUAUUCCGGUUGCCAUCUCUCACUGCCUGUGAUUGGUCAGAGGUGAAUGCAGAUUCACCUACGUUGACCAAUCGCUUCAAAUAUAUUUCCGCGCCAAACCAAAUUGUAUCUCGAACUAUUGGUGAUACUGGUGCCUUUACUGACCUCUGUCCUAGUUAAACUAUUCCUGAACAGCCUCGAAGUUGUAUCUGCGGCCCGGCGACCAUCCGACAAGUGCAGCGCAGCCAAAGACUGUAGGUGGAUACGACAACGCGCCCUUUUUUUGGUCUCGGUUUCUCCCAACUCCUUGUAACAUCACCUGAGCAGAAGAUCGAACUUCAUCCAGUUUUCCGAGAUGAGGAAGAGGACGAGGAGGCUAGCUCUACCCCUACUGGUGGUUCUAGCCAUCUCCGUGUAUCUAAUGGGGACCGGCUCCAGGAAGGGCACACCUCCGGACAGUGGACACCGUGUCAUCGAAGAGUCCAUAGCCAUGCCAAACAUAGAGAUUGAGGAGGCCUUCCGCUCAGCAGCAGACAAAAACGCGCCACUUUACCAAUACGACAAGGAUACAGGAAAGUUGGAGCUCGUUGCGAAUCCCAGGCAUACUCGGGAUAUUUUAUCGACAGAGGAUGCCCUAGAACCAGAAGCGAUCUCCGACACGGCGGGGCAUGGCGAGGCAGAGGUGACUGGGGAAUUCCAGAAAGAAGACGUAUCGCUGUCUGAUGACGUCCAAAGGAUUCUCCGAGCUGCAGCAGCGAAGGAUGCUUCGCCGUACCACCAGCAAGAUCGCCGGGCCAUUGCUGCUCUUGCCGGAAACCUUUUGUCAAACUGGGACAAGUUCAAUGCCACAAAAUUGCAGCAAACCAUUAAGCUACUGGGUUCCAUGAAAAACAUGGCACCAGACAUCAUGGCAAGAAGCGUGGCAAAAGAGGCUGAGGUGUCAGGUGCUGUAGAAAAAAGUGUGGUCCAGCAAACAAUAGACGGCAUACUUGGAUCAGUGAUGAAGAGACAGGUGGGUGCUGCCCCAGCAAAAGGACCUGCAGGAGGAUCUGCACCCGGAUUCGGGGAUGAGAUAAAA
Messenger RNA from Branchiostoma belcheri (Belcher's lancelet), 1096 nucleotides. RefSeq lists its product as uncharacterized. The annotation marks the transcript as partial. The transcript has 7 exons. The record is from RefSeq and is a predicted model, not a curated record. NCBI's taxonomy places the organism in Eukaryota, Metazoa, Chordata, Leptocardii, Amphioxiformes, Branchiostomatidae.